Molecule: messenger RNA, 2729 nt
Organism: Echinops telfairi (small Madagascar hedgehog)
Lineage: Eukaryota; Metazoa; Chordata; Mammalia; Afrosoricida; Tenrecidae
Gene: WDR12
Product: WD repeat domain 12
Exons: 13
Coding region: 167-1438 (423 amino acids)
Biological process (GO): maturation of 5.8S rRNA from tricistronic rRNA transcript (SSU-rRNA, 5.8S rRNA, LSU-rRNA); ribosome biogenesis; maturation of LSU-rRNA from tricistronic rRNA transcript (SSU-rRNA, 5.8S rRNA, LSU-rRNA)
Cellular component (GO): preribosome, large subunit precursor; PeBoW complex
Molecular function (GO): protein binding
Source: RefSeq, a predicted model, not a curated record
GGAGGUCCUAGGAAGAAAGUGGAAGCCGCAUUUCGACUGCGUCUUCUCUCUUCCCUGUUCCAUUUCAUUUCGAGCUGCCGCUUUUUAUAGUGCUACGUGACUAAAUCGCCCGAACAUCGCCCGUACGUUUCUGGGGCAAGUCUUGUGCGUACGCCUUUCGCCCACCAUGGCUCAACUCCAGACACGUUUCUACACUGACAACAAGAAGUAUGCGGUAGAUGAUGUUCCCUUCUCAAUCCCUGCAGUCUCAGAAAUUGCUGACCUCAGUAACAUCAUCAAUAAGUUGCUGGAGGCCAAAAAUGAGUUCCACAAACAUGUGGAGUUUGAUUUCCUUGUCAAGGGCCAGUUUCUACGCAUGCCCUUGGUCAAACACAUGGAGCUGGAGAACAUCUCAUCAGAAGAAGUGGUGGAGCUGGAAUACGUGGAGAAGUACACUGCGCCUCAGCCAGAGCAGUGCAUGGUCCACGAUGACUGGAUCAGUUCUGUUAAAGGGGCGGAGGAAUGGAUCUUAACUGGCUCUUACGAUAAGACUUCUCGAAUCUGGUCUUUGGAAGGAAAGUCAAUAAUGACAAUGGUGGGACAUACAGAUGUUGUAAAAGAUGUGGCUUGGGUGAAAAAAGACAGUUUGUCCUGCUUGCUGCUCAGUGCCUCUAUGGAUCAAACGAUUCUCUUAUGGGAGUGGAAUAUAGAGAGAAACAAAAUGAGAGCCCUGCACUGCUGCAGAGGGCAUGCUGGGAGUGUGGAUUCUAUAGCUGUUGAUAGCACAGGAACUAAAUUUUGCAGUGGCUCCUGGGAUAAGAUGCUAAAGAUCUGGUCUACAGUUCCUACAGAUGAAGAAGAUGAAAUGGAGGAAUCCAUAAGCCGACCCAGAAAAAAACAGAAAACAGAGCAGUUGGGACUAACAAGGACACCCGUGGUGACCCUCUCUGGCCACAAGGAAGCAGUUUCUUCAGUUCUUUGGUCAGAUACUGAAGAAGUCUGCAGCGCGUCUUGGGACCACACAAUUAACGUGUGGGAUGUUGAGACUGGCAGUCUUAAGACAACUUUGACAGGAAAUAAAGUUUUUAAUUGUAUCUCGUAUUCACCGCUUUGUAAACGUUUAGUAUCAGGGAGUACAGAUAGGCAUAUCAGACUGUGGGAUCCCCGAACUAAAGAUGGUUCUUUGGUAUCACUGUCCCUAACAUCACAUACUGGCUGGGUCACAUCAGUAAAAUGGUCUCCUACCCAUGAACAGCAACUGAUCUCAGGUUCUUUAGAUAACUACGUGAAGCUCUGGGACACAAGAAGUUGUAAAGCUCCUCUCUAUGAUCUGGCUGCCCAUGAAGACAAAGUCCUGGGUGUAGACUGGACAGAGGCAGGGUUACUUCUGAGUGGAGGAGCAGACAAUAAAUUGUAUUCCUAUAAAUACUCACCAACCACCUCCCAUGUCGGGGCAUGAACCUGAAUGCUCAUCUGAUGGUCCAGAUUCUUUUUAUAAAUGAAUCCAUAGAGAAUCCUUCGAUUCUACAGACAGUGCUUCAGAAAAUAGCAUUUUGGAUUAUAGUUUUUUGUUUUGUUUUUUUUUAAUCAUUUUAUUGGGGGCUCUACAACUCUUAUCAUAAUCCAUUGGAUUAUAGUUUAUAUAAAAUUCUCACCACUGAUAAUAUCUAACAUAUUAUAUUUUCUUUAUUUCAUAUUUAUAGUGUGACAGUUUAUGUUCAUGAAUAUAAAGUGUGACCUGCAUUCUCUAUCUAAUGUAAUGCUAAGCUCUUGAAAUGAGUUGUUGUCUUCCUUUUCAAGUGUGUUGGUUUGAAUUAAAAUUUGCUUUUGAAAUAAUAUAAUACUCAGAUAUUAUAUAUAUAUAGUAAUUACAUAGCUUUUCUGACUGAGAAGUAGAAUUUAAGUUGAAAAUACAUUUUGUCUUUGUCAGAUUGUGAUGUUGAAGUAUAAGAAAGCAAACUUUAGGUAUUCAGAACAUUGGAAAAGUAAAUCCUUCUUAUUUAUUAAGUGUUUGUUGAAAUAUUUUAAGUGAAGUAAAUUAAGAAUAUGUCAGAAUCCUUUAGUAAUUGAAUACAAAGUUCAUAGUAACCAAGAAUCACCUUGUUCCCUAACUGGUCCUCAUAUGUAGGUAAGAAUAGAUCCUUUAAAUAAACUGUUUUGGUUAGUAUUAGAUAAUAAACAUCCUAUUGAUUUUAUGAAUUAUCAUUAACAUUUAUCUAUGCAUGUGCUAAUACCAAAUAUGUACAUGUAGGGUAAAUUUUAAGUGAUUUACAUCGAUUGGUAUUCCUCAAGAAUAUUUUACAACCUCUUAGCACCAUAUAGGAAAUACAUUUGAUUUCAUUGCUAGACUCUUUAAUACAACAUUAUCUCAAUCAAUAUUCCUAUCAUGGAAUUUCUGGGAAACUACAUCUAUACCUUUGCUGAGGUUGAGAGCCAAAUUCAUGGUGGAUUAAGCCAGUUAGUAGUUUAGUUCUCUCACAUGAAGACGUCUAGAGUUGAUACAAUGGAUUUGUUCCAUAUUACUUAGGGGCUCAGGCUUUUGCCCCCACUAGAACAUUGCCUCAUUAUCCCAGGACUAAGAAGUAGAACUCAAGUUAUCACAUCAGUUGCUUAUAAAAAGUAUAUUUUAAUGCCAACAAAGUGAGUAACUCUAGCCAGAAUAUUUAUAUACAUGCUUGUCUCAAUUUCAUAUUUAUAGUCUCUGGGAAUUUAACUUUCAGAAAAUAAAGAUUCAUAUUCUUGUUCUUUGA